AGGAACAGUGAAACUUUUUAAGUAGAUUGCCGCUAUCAAUGAAAGGGUUUACAUCCAUUGUUUUCUUUUCGGUGAACUUCGAGUGCGUAGUGAAAUAUAUUUUAUCAGAUAACCAAACAGGAGUUUGCACAACAAAUCAACUUGGAGAACUACUUGGAUGUUGUGCAAAUUACAGAAAAGUUGGCACAAAAUGUGAAGAAUGCUGGCCAGGAACAUACGGAAUAAAUUGCAAAUAUAAUUGUCCGUUCGGUUACUAUGGAAGAUUUUGCCGCCAAAAAUGUCAGUGUUCAACAUGUAACCAUGUUUCUGGAUGUGCAAUUUUACAUUCUGCCGUAACGGAAUCAGACAUUGAAGAGGAUGUUAUUUUUGACUGGCGCACAGUAGUCAUAUCAGUUUCUGGGUGUUGUGGUGUUAGCAUAAUUGUUGCUUUAGUUUUCUAUUGUAAAUUAAGAAAAGGCCCGUCUAAUCUCCUGAUUCCCGUGCAUUCCGUGCAUACAGAGGCCAUUAUUCGCCCACAGCUCAACCAUUGCAAACCCAACAAAGAAAACAAAUGCUUCACUGAAAAUGACUAUAAGUGUGAAAUGGAAUUCGAACCUUAUGACAUCUUAAAUUUAAAAGUUCAAAGAGAUACAUGUAUUGAUGAAGAACUUUGUCCUUCUUACGAUUCGUCCGUCUUUAAUCAAUGUGAAAAAAUUGAAUAUGAAACAAAACCAAUGGGGAGACAUGAAAAACCCACAAAAGAACAUACAAAUAAACAGACAAAUAAAACACAAAAAAGGAAGAUAUGAAGAGAAAAGUCUAAAUUUCCGAUCAGGAAGACGAAAUGCAUUGUCUAGUGGAACGAGAGACUUGAAGCCAGCAAAUAAUGACAAAAGACAAAAAAGGAAACAAAUUGAUGAAACAAUAAAGAUUUUGAAUGACUUUAAACCAAAAACUCAGGAUAACAGGAAUAUUGACAUAGAAACUAAAGAUACUUCACUACACCCUAAAACACAAAAUAAAUCAUUGUUAAUGUAUAGCUUUGCUUCUUCGACAGAGAUUGUUUGACUUAAAACAAUGAUUAUAUAAAAAAACCGUACUGAUAUGUUGGUUGGAUUUAUGUUUUAUUUAAUGGCACUGAUUUUAUUAAACGCUUAUGGUAUUCUUCCAGCAUUCACGUUAGUAUUUGAAGCUUUUGUUCAUACCUUAACGUUGUCAAAACUCUUUCAAAUAUGUAUUUUGUUGAUAUGGAAGCUUGAUGAAUGUCAGAAAUAUAAAUGAGUUAUUUUUUUUUUAUAAUUUGUAUAUGUAAAUAAUGAAUAUACAUGUUGUUCAUGCAAUUCUUUACUUUGUAUACUUAUUAAUAAUACGACGGUCAUUCAAAAAUACCCAGACAAUGUUACUUAU
This is a messenger RNA of Saccostrea cuccullata (small rock oyster), 1386 nucleotides long. RefSeq lists its product as uncharacterized. The transcript is spliced from 6 exons. The coding region runs from base 39 to 788 and encodes 249 amino acids. Lineage: Eukaryota; Metazoa; Mollusca; Bivalvia; Ostreida; Ostreidae. The record is from RefSeq and is a predicted model, not a curated record.